This is a messenger RNA of Syzygium oleosum, 1311 nucleotides long. Its product is annotated as methyl jasmonate esterase 1-like. The transcript is spliced from 3 exons. Gene Ontology annotation, molecular function: methyl salicylate esterase activity; methyl jasmonate esterase activity; methyl indole-3-acetate esterase activity. Bases 205 to 1071 code for a protein of 288 amino acids. NCBI's taxonomy places the organism in Eukaryota, Viridiplantae, Streptophyta, Magnoliopsida, Myrtales, Myrtaceae. The record is from RefSeq and is a predicted model, not a curated record. Gene Ontology annotation, biological process: salicylic acid metabolic process; jasmonic acid metabolic process.
AUUUUCAGGUAAUUGUAUGAGUCACAUGUGCACGAUUUCAAUUCAAAAGGAGGAAUAUCAUGGGAUUGCACACAAAAUCAACCUUAUCAAUUGAUAGCCAAGUCAAAAGAAACCACCCUCUUUCUGUGGCCUUCAAAAAGGAGGAAUGAACCCAACCUUCCCAAAUGCCGAUCCAAUUCCUUGGGUUAAGAAACCAAUCAAAACAUGAAGCACCUGCACGGGAAACUAAUUCUCACACUGCUUGCAGUUCUCAUCUUCCCUCUCUGCUUCGAUCCAAAUGAAGCUGCAAAAACUGGAGGCAAGCACUUUGUGCUGGUUCACGGGGCGUGUCACGGAGCGUGGUGCUGGUACAAGGUGGCGACAUCGCUGAGAUCGUCCGGCCACAAUGUCACGGCGAUCGAUUUGGCCGCUUCCGGCAUCGACCCAAUUCAGGCUAGCUCGCUUCGAUCGAUUUCCAACUACUUCAAGCCCCUAAGAGAUGUCAUGGAAGGUCUAUCUUCACAGGAGCGAGUGAUCCUUGUUGGCCACAGCUUGGGUGGAUUGGCUCUUUCUCAUGUGAUGGAGAGAUACCCAAAGAAGAUUGCAGUUGCUGUGUUUGUCAGUGCCAUGAUGCCUGGCCCAAUACUUAAUGCCACUACGGUAAACUCGGAGGUAUUCAGAAGAAUAGGUUCUCUUGGAGACAGCCGCUAUAGCUAUGACAAUGGGCCAAACAACCCUCCGACCGCCUACACGUUCGGCCCGAUGUUCUUGGCCUCAAGGGCCUAUCAACUCAGCCCAAUUCAGGAUUGGACGCUGGCCAACACGUUGAUGAGACCGCAACGCUUGUUCAGCGACGAGGACCUGACGAGGGAAAUAACGUUGUCCGACCGGAAUUACGGGUCUGUCCGAAGGGUUGCUGUUAUAUCCGAGGAUGAUAAGCUGGCUGACAAGGACUUAAUGCUGUGGAUGAUCGAGCGUAAUCCACCGGACCAAGUGCUGGAGAUCAAAGGGUCAGAUCAUAUGGUCAUGAUGUCCAAGCCCACGCAAUUGCUGGCCCUCCUUCAAAACGUUGCCAAUACUACCCAUUACUGAUAUGUUCUGGGCCUGUGGCCUCCGACAUAUUCUUGCUUAGCGUUUAUUUUCUGGAUGCGAAUAAGAUUUCCAUAACGUAAGGAUCUGUUCUUGUAUAGGGUGGAUUAAUUAUGGAAAUCCCACAUGCACAUGAUCGGAUGUGGAUAUAAACAAUGGGCUUAAUCAAAGCUCGAUACAUAUUAUCAUAUUAUACAUAUGUGCUAGUGCCCUCCACAAUAAUGACAGUUUAUUGUUCAUGCA